UGCCCACUAUCUGACCACACAGAGAGGCUUGUGAGUGGAAGAGAGUGCUGACUCUGUGGGGUUUUCUUUCCACUGUUCAUCUUCAAAUCAUGGGAUAAAAGCAGCAGUUUUCAUUAAUCCCAAGGGUUUCUGCUCAGAUUGGACUAUGACUGUGGAGCGCUUCCAUCCCCUCCGGGUAUUAUCGCAGGAAUAGUGUGCGUGCAUGUGCUCAUUGUGUGUUUUCCGUCCAGCAUGAUGCCUGCCUCUGAUAGUCUUGAGUCUAGCAGCAGGAGUGGAUCAUCAUGAGAGGGGGUCACCACCAGCGAGGGUGUGGAUGUCAGCACCUGUUCAGAAAACUGCUCAGCAAAUGUGGCUGCUGCAUUGUUCAAGUUAGAGCAGCAGAGUCUUUCAGCGUGGUGGGCAAUGACGGCAGUAUCCCACCAUCAGCGGGCUCUGUGCCCCAUCAGGCCUCAGGCAGCUCCAGCCCCUGCUCGCACUCCUCGUCUGGAGGAUCACGGCACCCUGUCAGCGCCCUCAAGAAAUGGCUCACCAAUCCUGUCCGCAAACUGAGCUCUGAUGGCAGAGGAGGAGCGGGAAAAGUCGAGAAGCAGAUGUGCAGGUCAGACAGGAGGCAGCCACCAUCGCUGCUUUCCCACAGCGAAACUCAACCGAGGCCUCUGGAACUGCACGCCAACUACACCAUCCUCCCCCCAGGAGACACGAUGUGGAAAGAUGGUCCGUUGAGUCCAGCAUAUCCUCCUGCACAGCUGUCCAGUCAGAACCAUUUAUGUGACCUCCUGCAAGGAAGAGACACACAGAGUCUGAGUCAAAAGUCCAGCAUCAACACUCUACAAGGGGAAGACAGCUACACUGUGACCGAUGACUCAGCCAGCCAGUGGUCUGCUACAGUGGACAGUGAAGAGGAACGAAACACUGCCUUAGAGAAGAGCAUAUAUGUGCUGACAGAGCUGAUAGAGACAGAGCGGUUGUACGUGGAAGAUCUUGGACUCAUAGUGCAGGGCUACAUGGCCACCAUGGCCAAUCAGGGAGUUCCAGAGGACAUGAAAGGGAAGGACAGGAUUGUGUUCGGAAACAUCCACCAGAUCUAUGACUGGCAUAAGGAUUAUUUCCUGGGAGAGCUGGAGAAAUGUGUGGGUGAUCCAGACGGCCUGGCUGAGCUCUUCAUCAAACAUGAGCGACGUCUUCACAUGUACGUGGUUUACUGUCAGAACAAACCCAAAUCAGAGCACAUUGUCUCUGAGUACAUUGAGACCUACUUUGAGGAUCUCCGGCAGCAGCUGGGUCACAGGCUGCAGCUCAACGAUCUGCUCAUCAAACCUGUUCAGAGAAUCAUGAAGUAUCAGCUGCUGCUGAAGGACUUCCUAAAGUACUACAGCAAAGCAGGACGGGAUGUCGAGGAGCUGCAGAAAGCGGUGGAGGUCAUGUGUUUUGUGCCAAAACGCUGUAACGAUAUGAUGAAUGUGGGUCGGCUCCAAGGUUUUGAGGGGAAAAUCACAGCUCAGGGGAAGCUGCUCCAGCAGGACACCUUUGCUGUCAGUGAGCAGGAAGGCGGCAUCCUGUCCAGAGCCAAGGAGAGGCGGGUCUUCCUGUUUGAGCAGCUGGUCAUGUUCAGCGAGCCAAUUGAUAAGAAGAAAGGCUUCUCGCUGCCAGGGUACACUUUCAAAAACAGCAUCAAGGUCAGCUGUUUGGGCGUGGAGGAACACUCAGAGGAAGAUCCAUUCUGUCUGGUCCUGACCUCCCGUGGGCCUGACGGCAGCGUGACGCGCUUCAUCAUGCAGGCAUCAUCUCCGGAAAUAAAGCAGGCUUGGCUCGAUGACGUGGUUCAGAUCUUAGAGACUCAGAGGAACUUCCUUAAUGCUCUUCAGUCUCCAAUAGAGUACCAACGCAGGGAGAGCAACUCAAACAGCCUGGGCAGGAACAUGAAGACUCAAACUGCGUCAGCAUCUGGCCUGCGACCUCACUCCUCUGCAUCCAUGGAGCGACGUCAGCACCCCCGCCUGCUGCCUCACAACACCUCCCUGCCCUCCCUGCACCCGCCACAGCACUGCCCGGCCUUGAAGGUGGUUUCAAAUCCUUGUGCAGCGACACAUCGACCAGCUCACCCCACGCUCUCCUCCAACCAGCAGCUCAGUUCGUCCACAGAGGUGGUGACCGCCAGUGUCCAGGCGACAUCAGUGAAUGAGGCUGGGAGUCAUUCAGCGCAUCCACAAGCCAACCUGGAUCAGCUGAUGGAGGGCGAGCAGUAACGACCUGCGAGGACAAAUGAACUCUCUUUACCCUUCUGGAGGAGGAGUGCCUCGACGGAGUCAGAGCUCUGUGUCAGCGUUGUUUGUUUCAGUCCUGUACAGGAGUCCUCGAGGUCUCACUGUUUCAGUUUAUCGCGCAUUGUCCAAAAUUUCCCUCAGAACAUCACUGUGGUUGGGGCUGAUCUGGAUUUUGUGUAAUCAUACUGGUUUGUUUGUUUACGUGCGUGUGUGUAUACCCGGCACAUGCACGUCUACAGAUGGUGACGACCAGUGAGAUGAAAUAUGUGAAGAUCUGGUUUUGAAGCACCUCGGACACUGUACUUUAUUUUUUAUAUGUAUACGUUUCUUACUUUUUCCAUUCAAAAUUCCUUGAUGGAUAUUUUUGUAAUGCAUAAUUUCAUAAGGGACCAGUUCCACUUCAUUCCCCGAGAACUCUGAGUUCAAAUCCCUUCAUGCAGUCAUACUGUGUCCUCAAAUAACUGCAGUGACUGUCGACUCCAGCCUCACUGUGGGAUCUGAAUCCAUACAAGUUGUGUUCGUCUGUGCGUUCCCUGCACAUUUCUUUUUCCCCUCUGGUGGGCUAUUUUAACCCUGCCAUUGUUAAAAUGUUAUCUGAGCUAAACACAUUUGCAAACUCACUCAAAGACGGCGUCCCGAUGGAGCAGAGAGAGGAAAAAGGGAACAAAGAUUAAAUAGAGGUGCUCAUCUGUCACUGUCAUAUUGAAUGUAAAUAAUCUCAUGUGGGAUCUUAUCAAUAAAACUCUUUGACUCGUGG
Messenger RNA from Acanthopagrus latus (yellowfin seabream), 3021 nucleotides. RefSeq names its product Rho guanine nucleotide exchange factor (GEF) 25b (gene arhgef25b). Gene Ontology annotation, biological process: axon guidance. The record is from RefSeq and is a predicted model, not a curated record. Lineage: Eukaryota; Metazoa; Chordata; Actinopteri; Spariformes; Sparidae. Gene Ontology annotation, molecular function: guanyl-nucleotide exchange factor activity. The transcript has 16 exons. Bases 282 to 2246 code for a protein of 654 amino acids. Gene Ontology annotation, cellular component: cytoplasm; plasma membrane.